[Candida] anglica is the source of this 2577-nucleotide messenger RNA. The record is from the annotation of a GenBank genome assembly. Lineage: Eukaryota; Fungi; Ascomycota; Pichiomycetes; Serinales; Debaryomycetaceae.
AUGAGUGUUCCUGGAAUGGAAGUGCCGCGGCUACAAUUGAGUACCUCGAGUAAUUCAAAUAUUGCAAUUCUGCCCAGUACCAGUAGAAGUACCAACAAUGUAAAGGAACAAGAUGAAGUCAUCCAAGAAGCCAUCAAGCAAGAAGCUUCCAUCAGCAAGGAAGUUAAAGAUGAAGUCAAACAAGAUGAUAGAUCCAAGGCCACAAGUGAAUCAUCUAUAACCUCAAAUUCUACCAACUCCAGCUCAAACUCAGGCUUUUCUGCGAAUCCUGCUUGGUAUAGAUUGGUGAUUUAUGAUUUUUUCCUUUGGUGCUUUUCAGUCAUUUUUGACUGCUUUUUCCGUGAAAUCAGACCUAGAGGUGCCUUUAGACUCCCCAGAUCUGGCCCCGUGAUUUUCGUGGCUGCUCCUCAUGCCAAUCAAUUUGUAGACCCCAUUAUUUUGAUGAAUCAAGUUAAAAGAGAAGCUAAUCGUAGAGUUUCAUUUUUAAUUGCUGCAAAGUCAUACCGUCAAAAUAUCAUUGGACAUUUAUCCAAAUGUCAACUUUCCAUCCCCGUGGAAAGACCUCAAGAUAUCCUUAAGAAAGGGUCCGGUACCAUAUCGGUUGACUUUGAUACAAACCCAACCAUCAUCCAUGGGAAGGGUACUUUAUUCACCAAGGAAUGUAUGAAGGGAGGUAUGAUUGCCCUCCCACAAUCUCUUGGUGCAUCUGAAGUGUUGGAAAUUAAUUCUGAUACUGAAUUGGUUGUUAGAAAGGAAUUCAAAAACACUGAACAAGUGAGAAAAUUAUUAUCCAAGGGUACUCCUUACAAAAGAGCUCAUAAAGUUGAUCAAAAUCAAGUUUAUACCCUGGUUUUCCAACAUUUAUCCUAUGGUAAUUGUAUAGGAAUCUUCCCUGAAGGUGGAUCCCAUGAUAGAACUGAUCUUCUCCCCUUGAAAGCUGGUGUUGCCGUUAUGGCCCUUGGAGCCAUGGCAAAUGAUCCAAAUUGUAAUGUGAAAAUUGUCCCCUGUGGUAUGAAUUAUUUCAAUGCUCACAAGUUUAGAUCGAGAGCAGUGGUGGAAUUUGGUAUCCCAAUCGAUAUCACCAAGGAACUCGUCAAUAAGUAUAAGAAUCCAGAAACCAACCGUGAGGCCGUCAAGGACUUGUUGGACAUCAUUUCCACCGGGUUGAAGGCUGUCACCGUCACCUGUGACGACUACGAAACAUUGAUGGUGGUCCAGGCUGCAAGAAGAUUGUAUGCGGGGAACUUUGCCCAAUAUUUGCCCUUACCCCUCGUGGUGGAAAUGAAUAGAAGAUUGGUUUUAGGAUAUCAAACCUUCCAAAACAAUGAAAAAGUUCAAAACAUUAAAAAGAAAAUCCUUCAUUAUAAUGAUUUACUUAAACAAAUGUAUUUACCUGAUCAUCAUGUUGAAGAUUGUGAUGAACUGCACAAGUUGAGAGUGUUACCAAUUUUCAUUUUCAGAAUUUGUAAAUUGAUCUUACUUGUCCUUUUAUCAUUACCAGGUGCAACGUUAUUUUCACCCGUGUUUCUUGUUUCUAAAUUAGUUUCUAAGGAAAAGGCCAGAACUGCCUUAGCCAACUCUACCGUCAAGAUCAAGGCCAAUGAUGUGGUUGCCACUUGGAAGAUUCUUAUCAGUAUGGUGUUUGCUCCCUUGAUCUAUAGUUUCUAUGCUACCGUGGGGACUUGGUAUUAUUAUAAGUCUGACCUUUAUUUCUUUAAGAAUUUGGGGUUAGUUAUGCUUUGGUUUUCUUUAUACAUGUGUGGUGUUGCCGUGACAUACGCGGCAUUACUUACUGGUGAACAAGGGAUGGAUAUUUUCAAAUCUAUCCGUCCAUUAUAUCUUUCAUUAACUUCGGGGACAUCAGUCACAGAAUUAAAGAAAUUUAGAAAUGAUUUAUCAGAAGAUAUCACUGAAUUGGUGAAUACUUUUGGACCUGAAUUAUUUCCAAAUGAUUUCAAUUUGUUGGAAAUGAAGGAUCAUUUGAAGAUUAAGGAUGGUGUUGAAUACAUUGAUAGUGAUGAAGAAGAAGAACGGAAAACCAAUGAUUUACGUCAAAGAAGACUCAACAGAAGAAAACUGGAGAAACAACAAAGAAAGAAGAAGGAAAUGGGCGAAGACAGUACCGAAAGCGGGUUAUCCUUGGAAGAACAACGUUCUUCUUCUGUAUCCGAUGGUAUUUCCUUGAUGAAUUCUGAUAAUUCCUUGACAAAUAUCCCAAUGUUUUCAGAUUAUCAAUUGCAUAUGAAUGCCAAGAACCCUGAAUUUGAAGUUGGACCAAUUUCAAAUGUUCAACUGAGUGUAUCUAUAGUUGAUGAUUUCAAUUUCAAGUUACAUAGUAACCGUGCCUCUAGCAACAAAUUGAAUGAUAUUGAAUCAGUUGAAGAAGAAUCACCUGCAUUGUCUCGCAAGUCUUCUCAAAGUCAAAUUGAACUUAAUUUCGGUAAGCUUCAAGAACCAGUUUCUAACUCUCCUACCAAACGUACAUCCCAUGCAUCUCCAACUCCCAAAAUGAGAUUGAGUGAUAAAAUCCGUAAUAAGGUUAGAGAAGGUAGAAAAAAAAUCACCAAGAACGAUUGA